This is a messenger RNA of Entrophospora candida, 1602 nucleotides long. Lineage: Eukaryota; Fungi; Glomeromycota; Glomeromycetes; Entrophosporales; Entrophosporaceae. The record is from the annotation of a GenBank genome assembly.
AUGCAAACAAAAACAUUUACCACAAAAGAAUGCAUCUCUAAACCGUUGGAUGUUAUUCAACAUUUUCUUGACAAAAUUCCAGAAUGUUCUUUAGUACGUUUUCGUGCAAUGGUACAAAACAAUAACUUUGAUUAUGAGAUUUAUAUGAGUAAAUUUGAAAUUAUUGAUCAAAAUGGUAAUAAGAAAACAAAGUUCUGUAAAUAUUCUGACGAAUUUGAACAAGAUAUUGGCGGUGAAUUUCAUAAUCCAGAUAUUAUUAAUACUUCAUCAUCGUCGUCUUCAAAUUCAUUUGAUGAAAGACAAUUGUAUUAUUGCGUUUCUGUGCCAGGAGAAUCAUCUUGGAAUUUACACGAACAUAUUGACACAAGUCUAGAAGAAUCUACAGCAAAUCUUAAUUUGAAUAAUAGUGAUGAUGAAAAGACAAGUAGAGAUGACAGGAUGAGUGAUGAUGAGAUGAAAAAAGUUUCUGCUAAAUUUCCAUUUCCUAAUGAAAAUCAUGUUGGAGCCAUAAUUAAAAUUUAUGAAAAUGAAAAUAUGUUAAAGGUUACAGAUGUAGUAGAGUUUAUUGGAGUUUUUAAUCAUCCAAGGUAUUAUAAUUAUAAUUCAUUGGGUGUUGAUGUUGAUGAUCCAACAAAAUUGGUCAUAGUUCCAUCUAUUCAUGCAAUUUUUUAUAGAAAUCUCCAUCCUUCAGGAAAUCCAAAUUUAUCGUCAAAUAUUAUUACACAUUUAACACCAGAAUUGAAAGUCAAUGUAUUGUCAAUAAGAAAGUUUCUGAUACAAUAUAUAUCUUCCGUAUUUAACGGUGAUGCUUUGGUAGCAGAAUUUGUCUUGCUACAACUACUAUCCAGAACAUUUAGUAGGCACAAUGGAAUUUCUUUAGUUGGCAAAUUAGUAUUAAAUAUUAGUAAUUUACCAAAAUGCAAAGUUACAUCCACUGAACAACAACAACAUCCAAAUAUAAAACUUAAGCAUGACAAUGAUUUUGCUAAAAAUAUUGCAACAAUGUUAUCAUCAUUACUGCCAAAAUAUCAUGAUCUCCCACUUACACUAUCCUCACUCAAUACCAACUAUUAUUAUCCGCGUAGUGAUCAUGUAUUAGAUUCUGGCGUUUUUCAAGUUAGUAACGGAACAUGGUUUUUAAUUGACGAGACAGUUUUGGAUGAGGGGAAAUUGAACACUAAUGGAGUUAAUAAUUUUCAAGUUUUAAAUGAAAUAAUUAAUGAUCAAAAACUUCGAUAUAAUUAUCCUUUUUAUAACUUUGAACUUGAGACAGAUAUUGGAAUCAUAACCUUAUCAAAUUCAAAAUCAUUAUUACCAUUUGAUUGUACCAUUCCACUGAAUUUAAAAUUUGAAGAUGAUGAUACAGCAAACUUGAAUUUAUUUGAAGGAGAAGAAAAGGAUGAAGAAGUUCUUUUAAAGUUCAGAAAUUUCAUUAGUAUUCAAAGGUAUUCUGAUUAUACUAUUCCUGAAAAUGUUUCAGAGUACAUUCAAAAAGAUUUCCUAAGUCAACGUCAACGUCAAAGUCAAAGAUCUUCAAAUAAUGACAAUAAGUUAUUCUUAUCUUCGGAAGACUUUAUGCUACGUAUGACUUUAGCGAGGUAA